Durusdinium trenchii is the source of this 2577-nucleotide messenger RNA. NCBI's taxonomy places the organism in Eukaryota, Dinophyceae, Suessiales, Symbiodiniaceae. The record is from the annotation of a GenBank genome assembly.
AUGCUGACAGUGCUUCUCCCAAGGUCUUUCCACCAAAAAAGCGCCCGCGUUGUCUGGACUGUCUCUGGCAAUGCCCACGUGAACAGUGCUUGGUCAGUAUUUUGUGCAGCUCUGGCUCUUCAUUCUUUGCGGGUAUGGUCGAUUGAGUGGUGGCAAAUAGGCUUUCGGGGAAUGAUUGCUUUGGCUUUGAGGCACCUUAUAGCCGUGGCUUGUGGCCUGCCAUGCCUUCGCAACAUCGUGCAGCGAGAAGUGCGCAAGGAACUUGCAUCAGUCGAGAGCAAAAUGCAUGGACAGGGAGAUUCGCAGGCUUUGGUCAAGCUGCCGCAAGAAGCCUGGUCCUGCAGCCGAAUUUGGCAACAGAUUCAGCGUUUUCAAGCAGCGGAGGCAUCCGUAUAUGUUGGCAUUGCCAAGAAGUGGGCUGGCAUAUAUCAUGCUCCAGAAGGUGACUUGGUGAAUUUGCAAAACAAGGUCUGGAGCCUCUACAACUGCUCCAACACUCUUUAUGAAGGGGUCUUCCCCUCUGUCCGCAAGUUUGAAGCGGAACUGAUCAGUUGGAUUCUUCAUAUGUUGCAUGCAGGCACAUCAAGCUGUGGCCUUCUUACAUCGGGUGGCACAGAGUCAGUUUUGUUGGCUGCUUUGGCUUAUCGAGAACUAGGGCACCGUAGGGGGAUAGCAACCCCACGCAUCCUGGCCGCCAAUACGUGCCACCCUUGCAUUGUCAAAGCGUGCCACUACUUCGGACUGAAACUCACAAAGAUCCCCGUCCAUGCAUCUUCAGGCUUUGCACUCACUGCUGCUGCCGUUAAGUCUCACAUAACAGGCGAUGUUAUUUGCAUCUAUGCUUCAGCCCCUAGCUUUCCACAUGGCGUCAUAGAUCAGAUCGAAGACCUCGGGCAAUUGGCAAGCUCCCAUGGCAUCGGUCUCCAUGUGGACAAUUGCCUUGGUGGAAUUCUUCUCUCCUUUUUGGACGCUCAAGAUUUGCCAACACAUCAGCGGUGGGAUUUUCGCGCAGAAGGAGUGACUUCCAUCAGUGUGGAUGUGCACAAGUAUGGCAAUGCCUCCAAGGGUGUGAGUGUGGUGUGCUUUCGAGAUCCGGAGCUCAGGCGAUUGACGUAUGUGCCAGUGACCGACGGCUGUGAGGGCUUGUAUGUCACACCAACGAUGCAAGGCGCACGCGGAGGUGCUAUUAUUGCUCAGGCAUGGGCCACCAUGCUUAGCUUUGGGAACCACGGCUAUGAGCGCUUUGCGGCUGAGAUCCACAGGUCCCACUUGAGAUGCCAGGAGAUUGUCAACAGCAUCCCUGGGCUGUUUGUGCUAUGCAAGUGCCAUGCAUGCAUUGUUCCAGUGGGUUCAAAAAAGUAUGACAUCUAUGCCGUGGCUUCGGUGUUGGAGGAAAAGGGUUGGAACCUAGCAACUGGGCAGAAUCCACCUUAUUUAGGCAUUUGUAUCGGGGAGCGUCAUUCCCAAAUCCUUGAUGAAUUUGAGCAAGACCUGCGGUCUGCCAUCGCGUAUUUGGACGAGAAUCCUGGCCACAAGCCUACAGGGGCAGCUGCAGUGUAUGGUGCCAUGUCGACCACUCCGACAGCUAUUCUGGAAGAGGUUGUGAAGAGAUAUGUGGACAUGUAUCAAGCAAUUGUGAGGCUUGACUGUGUGCAGGGACAGGAGUAUGCGGGCCACCUUGUGCUGAACCAAAAAGAUGCUGAGAAGCGAGGUUCUGAGAUGGGUGAGGAAAAUGGACUCUGCUGUGCACUGAACUCUUUGAACUUGCAGCUGGAGGACAAAAAGAAGAAGAAGCCGACAAAGCUGACCCCGGAGGAACAUGCCCAGAGAAAGGCAAGGUUCCUGUACGCCAUGUGGUGCAGUGAUGCGCGUUUGAUGUACUCUGUGGAGGCUAAGCAGGAAGAGGAAGGCAAUCCGGCAGCCUUGGUGAUGAAAAUUAUCAAGCGGUACCUCCAGAAGGGUGAGACUGUUUAUGAGACCAAGACCUAUGCUGGUGGUGGGCAUCAGGCCACGGUGAAAAUCACAGCUUUGCCAGACGAAUGGGGCAGCCGAAUGUGGGCUGGCCAUGUAUGCAACACGAAGCAGAAGGCCGAGCAGAGUGCUGCUGAGAUGGCCUUGGAAUCCAUAAAGCAGGAUGCAGAGCUCAUGAAGGAGUCCGAGAAGCCAAAAGGAAUGGGGAAGGGCGAGAAGGGCAAAGGCAAGGGCAAGGGAAUGUUGUGGGGCCCAUGGUCAUUCGGAUGGUGGAAUGCAAAAGGCUCCGAUCUUCCCCGCAAGCCCGUAAGCACGGAGCCUAUCACUGGCGAAGUCGUCGAGUGGAAGGAUGCCUUUGGGUGGAUCAAACCUGACGUGACUAUCGAUCACAAAGAUGCUGGCCGCCGUGAAGGGAAGAUCUUCGUUGGGAAAUCCGAUGUGCCAGAGGCUCUGAAAAUGGCAGCUGGUGUUAAAGUGAGCUUCGCUGUCUAUGAGGACAUGCAUAGAAGGGACGGGAAACGGUGUGAAGAACGCCCACAGCAACGAAUACACAUCACACACAUCAUAAAUAAAUAUAAAUAUAUAAAUAUAAAUAAAUAUAUAUAA